Molecule: messenger RNA, 2554 nt
Organism: Melanotaenia boesemani (Boeseman's rainbowfish)
Lineage: Eukaryota; Metazoa; Chordata; Actinopteri; Atheriniformes; Melanotaeniidae
Product: carnitine O-acetyltransferase-like
Exons: 14
Coding region: 212-2119 (635 amino acids)
Biological process (GO): carnitine metabolic process, CoA-linked
Cellular component (GO): peroxisome
Molecular function (GO): carnitine O-acetyltransferase activity
Source: RefSeq, a predicted model, not a curated record
CACACACGCAGCACAUAUUUGUGAGCGUGUGACAGCCGUUUCAUCCAGUCCUUUAUUUGAGCAGCUGCUUCUGUAGCUGAGAAAUCAGGUCUGUUUCUCGUGCUUGUCAGUGCUUCUGAGUACCGGUGCAUUAAGACCGACCUGAGGAGCUGGACUUUGCUGGACUUGGGUCGCUGGCAGGUCGGUUUGUGGGCGUUUCUCUGGAUGCAGAAUGUGGGGCAUUUGCGGCAGAACUGUGGGGGGGAUGGCAAAGGCUUGUGGGUUCGUAAGACCCAGACACCUGGUCAAGCCCGUAUCAGCGACUCGUGUGGCUGGCAGAUACCUGACCCACCAGAGGGGGUUGCCAUGUCUGCCUGUCCCCCCUCUGCAGCAGACCUGUGAACGUUACAUCACGGCUCUGGAGCCCAUGGUAGAGGCUGAUGAACUGAUGCACACAAAGCAGCUGCUGGAGGAGUUCAAGAAAGCCAGUGGGCUUGGAGAGAGGCUGCAGAAAGGCCUUGAAAAGAGAGCGCAUGGCACUGAGAACUGGCUGUCAGAGUGGUGGGUUCAAGUGGCUUAUCUUGAGUACCGGAUGCCAGUGGUGGUCCAUUCAAGCCCUGGGUUGGUCCUGCCCCGCAUGGAUUUCAGUGAUAAGCAGGGGCAAAUCAGGUUUGCUGCUAAACUCAUCGCUGGUGUUCUGGACUUCAAGACAAUGAUCGACAAUGAAACUCUACCAGUGGAGUACCUUGGAGGGAAGCCUCUGUGCAUGAACCAGUAUUAUGAAGUGCUGUCAUCCUGUCGCAUCCCUGGUUUGAAGAAAGACUCUGUGGUGAACCACGCCAAGAGCUCGAACCCUCCCAGACACAUCACUGUGGUGCAUAACUUCCAGUUCUUUCAGCUGGAAGUGUACAACAGCAACGGGACUCCGCUGACGGCAGAUCAGCUCCUAGUUCAGCUGGAGAAGAUCUGCAGCGCUUCCUCAGAGACAGAGGCCGAGCCUGUUGGCAUCCUCACCACCCAGCACCGGGACUGCUGGGGGAAGGCCUACCUCAGGCUCGUCAGCGAUAAGACCAAUAAAGAGUCCGUUGGCGCCAUCCAAAGGAGCAUUUUUACGUUGUGCUUGGACGGAGCAAUGCCUCAGGUUGCCGACGAGACGUACCGAAGCCGGGCUGCCAUCCAGAUGCUGCAUGGAGGAGGCAUCCGGGGAAACAGCGGGAACCGCUGGUUCGACAAGACGCUGCAGUUUAUCAUCGGCGAAGACGGGACAUGCGGCGCAAACUACGAGCACGCCCCAGCCGAGGGGCCGCCCAUCGUGGCCUUGAUCGACCAUGUGGUGGAAUACACGAGGAAGUCUGAGGCGGUUCAGGCUGCCAUGGCUUCUUUGCCCACACCUCGUAGACUGCAGUUCAACAUCACAGCUGAGAUAAAGAAGGACAUCGAGGAGGCCAAAGUCAGCAUGAACAAGCUGGCUCAGGACCUGGACAUGAAGGUUAUAGUAUUUGGCCACUUCGGAAAAAAUGUCCCAAAAGCUUACAAGAUGAGUCCUGAUGCCUUCAUCCAGAUGGCUCUCCAGCUGGCCUACUACAGGAUGUACCAGCGAUGCUGUGCCACAUAUGAAAGCGCCUCGUUGCGAAUGUACCGGCUGGGCCGCACAGACACGAUCCGAUCCACCUCAAGUGCCUCGGCUUCCUUUGUCAAGGCCUUUGAUGACCCCAGUAAACAGAGCUCAGAGAAGGUGGAUCUGAUGGAGAAAGCUGUGAAAGCACACAGAUCCUACACCAAUAUGGCGAUCAGCGGCCAGGCCAUCGACCGACACCUGCUGGGCCUGAAGAUGCAGGCCGUAGAGGAAAAGCUUUCUGUGCCCGCCAUCUUUAAAGAUCCCGCCUACGCCAAAGCCUUGCACUACCAGCUGUCUACAAGUCAGGUUCCGUCCCAGACCGACUGCGUCAUGUGUUUUGGCCCAGUGGUACCCAACGGCUACGGCGUGUGCUACAAUCCCAUGAACGAUCACAUCAACUUUGCCGUGUCAUCGUUCAACAGCUGUAAAGAGACGAACGCAGGACUUCUGGCCCAGGCCGUGGAGGACGCCCUGCUGGACAUGAGGACGCUGCUGGAUCAAACUCCCAGAGCCAGACUGUGAGCUCGCCAACCGCUCGGCUCACGGCGAGGCGUCCGGUUCGGCCUCUGCCAUCCUCACCUCGCCGCGGUACGCCGUGCAGGAGAUGCUGUAAAUCCAUAUUAAAUUGAAAUCAUGAAGCACAUGUUUACAAGAGAAUAUGAACCUGGAACGUGUAUGUUGUUGGAUUAUAACAAUCACACCGAUCAGCUGAUUCUGGAGCAGUCGCUCACUUUGUUGAUCUGUUUGGAAAAUCCUGAACUGGAAAUUGUUAGGUUUUAAUCUAUUGGUCCGACAACAUUUCUUAAUAUUUUUUAAAUCUAUUUUUAAUGCAAUCACUCAAUAAGUGACUUAUUUUCUCAUUUUUAGUUGCAGCUGAAGCUCACGAGUUCAUACCUGUGCCUUCGACCUAAAAUCAGUCCACACUUUGGCCUGUGUUUGAUUUCAGCUUCUAACUUA